Paramecium octaurelia is the source of this 1914-nucleotide messenger RNA. The record is from the annotation of a GenBank genome assembly. Lineage: Eukaryota; Ciliophora; Oligohymenophorea; Peniculida; Parameciidae.
AUGGCAAAAAUUAUAGAUAAUUAUAUACUAAUUGAAGCAAUUGGAUAAGGAACCUAUGGUGAAAUACACAAAGGUCGGAAUUUAAUUUCAAAAGAAGCAGUUGCUGUCAAAACUAUUAAAUUAGAUAGAUUCUUAAAUGAUUCUCUCUUAAAAGAAAUGAUCAUAAAUGAAAUUUAGGCUUUAAAAAAAUUGGAAGAUCAGCACAUAGUAAGAAUGAUCAAGAUGCUAAAAUCUUCAAACAAUAUCUAUUUAGUCUAUGAACAUUUAAACGGAGGGUCGUUGGCCAAUUAUUUAUAGGAAAAAGGUCGGUUAAGCGAAUAUGAAGGCAGAUAAAUUAUCACUAAUAUAUUUAAGUAAAUAUAAUUAACAUCAUGUAGAGGGUUUAAAACUUUAAACCAUGAAAAAAUCAUUCACAGAAAUAUCAACCCUGAAAAUUUAUUUUUUAAUGAUGGCAUUAUAAAAAUUAAGAACUUCUUUUGCUGUAAAUCAUCCACAAGUUAAAAGAUAUUCGAUCCAGGUAUCAUAAUAUAUGAAUUGAUUAGAGAAUUACUUAUACGCUGCUCCUGAAAUUUUAUUAAAGACUUAAUAAUAUUAAUAUGAGGAUAAGUGUGAUAUUUUUUCACUAGGAUUAGUGUUUUACAAGAUGUUUUUUGGAACACUUCCAUUUCCUGAAAAUAUUGCAUAAGAACAAUUAAUAGAGCUAUAUCGUUCUUAAGAUUUCAACCCUAUUAUUGAGGAUUUAUCAGAAAAUACAAAUUACAUUUUAAACGGAAUGCUUUAAAUUGAUCAAUAAAAAAGAAUUGAAUGGUAAAAGUUAUUUCAUGAAGAAUAAGUACCGUCAACCUCAGGACUUGUGAAUUCUAUUAAUACAAAUUUUGCAUCUAAUUAUCAAAUAAAUUCAUAAGUUCAAUAGUUUGAGACGGUAGGAUAAUAAAACUUUUACAUUUCUUAAUAAUCUAUACAAAAUUAAAUAACCACAAGUCCGAAUGAGUUGAUCAAGAGAAGAAAUAAUUUAUAAGAUAAAGAAAAUACCAAAGCCAAUAAAGAAAAUGAUAAUAUUUCAUAAUUUACUAAAACCGUAGAAAAAGACUCUAAUAUAUCAUCAUAUCAAGUAUCCAUUUAAUAAUAAUAAUAAUAAUAAUAAAUAUAAUAACAAUAAUAAUAAUAACAAUAAUAAACAAAUUCAAAUGUAUAAAUCAGUAAUCUAAAUGGUUAAUCAAAUGUAAUUAAAUAGAUUUAAACCUAACUAUUUGAACUUCGUUAUAAAUUUAAUAUUCUAAUUUAAGGGAUUAUUAGAAUUGAAUAGCUUGAAAGUUGGUCUGCAAAAAUUAAAACCGAAAUUUGCAUGAUUUUUUUAAUCAAAAAAGGCAUUAAAUAUAUAAAUGAGAUGAUUGAAAUUUGUUAAAACAGUGAUAGAUAAUGGGUAAUGUCUAAAAAUAAAAAUGAUAUAGUUAAAAUUUUGUAAAAAGAUUACGAUGAACUAUUAUUGUAGUUCAGAUUCAUCAAAUAAGCAGUAAAUUGAUAUUUAUAUUUAGACUAAUUCUCAGCACGAAGAAUUAAGCUCUUAUGAAAUUAUUGACGAAUAAUACAUCGAUAAUGUGUUGAUAAUGAUAGCAAAAUAAAUUUCAAUGGAUUUAGGAUAAGUUAAAUCAAGUAUGCGUACUAAUUCUUAAAUAAAGAGCAAUGUAAUAUACAUCUUUAAUAUAGUCUUUUAAUUAUGAAUAAACUAGCUAAAGAAAUGGUAGUUUUAUUGAAUAAAAGCAAAAUAUUGCAAAUUAAUAGAUUUUUGCCAUCUUUUUGAUAGAUUUAGUUAAAGGAUAUAUAUAAGACGAACAACGCCCUUACUUUAAAAAAAUCGAGGAAUCAAAACUCACUGAAAUUUUAGACUUUAAGCUAAAAGCAGUCUGAUUUUAU